Penicillium cinerascens is the source of this 1020-nucleotide messenger RNA. Its product is annotated as CapA family protein. The record is from RefSeq and is a predicted model, not a curated record. Bases 1 to 1020 code for a protein of 339 amino acids. The transcript has a single exon. NCBI's taxonomy places the organism in Eukaryota, Fungi, Ascomycota, Eurotiomycetes, Eurotiales, Aspergillaceae.
AUGGAAACUACAAACAUUCUUCACCGUGGGGCACAACCCUCCCCCCUCCUCCGCACUUCAGACCUAACUCUUAUAAACCUCGAAACCUCCGCAACAACUUUCCCCGAACCAUGGCCAGAUAAAGCAUUCAAUUACCGCAUGCACCCCGCGAACCUAGCGCCGAUAUUGCAGGCUGCGGGUGUCGAUUACGUGGGCCUGGCUAAUAACCACACCCUUGAUUUUGGGACCGAAGGGCUGGUUGAGACAGUUAGGUGUGCGAAGGAUGCGGGGGUUGGGUUUGCGGGCGCUGGCGAGACGAGUAGUGAGGCUCGUAGGCCUGCUAUUCUACGGUUGGGGGGCAGUGGGUAUAAGGUGGAGAUAUACGCGGCGAGUGAUCAUCCACAAGAAUGGAAUGUUGUUCCUGGAUUUCAUUUGAUUGAUUAUACACCUGGGACGAGAGAGAAGUUGAGAGCUUUGUUAUCUGGCGGUGCAAGGGAACCAGUUGGCGUGAAAGGAGUUGAGACUGACAGUGAUAUACACCAAAGCACCGCGUCCACACAGUCAGCGCUGAAGAUAUUCUCGGUUCACUGGGGCCCGAAUUACUCAUGGCACCCAGCAGAUAAAGUCAGAUCCCUUGCACAUUUCCUAAUUGAUGAAUGCGAAGUCGAUAUCGUGCAAGGCCAUUCGUCACACCAUUUGCAGGGUGUGGAGAUAUAUCAUGGGAAAGUUAUUAUCUACGGAUGUGGUGAUUUCGUGGAUGAUUAUGCUGUCCAUGCAGAUUAUCGGAAUGAUCUUGGGGCUGUGUGGAGGGUUCUUGUUAGGGAGGGGGAUAUGAAGCGUGGUAGGAAUGGGCUGGUGCUGGACCGGCUGGAGAUUUUUCCUACGAGGAUUGAGAGGUUUAGGGCUAUGUUGCUUGGGGCUGGUGAUAGGGAUCACGAUUGGGCGAGGCGGAAGAUUGAGGCUCUUAGUUUGAAUCUGGGGACGAUGGUACGCAAUGAAAUUGGUAAGGAUGGUCAAAUUAUUAUAGAUGUCAGUAAGUGA